AUCCGAAACCCAAAAUUCCUCAGGUAGGCUAAACGUGUGACCUCGUCUUUUCGACCAGAGUCGUCACAAAAUGGGCGACCUGUUCGACAUCGCGAAUCUCAUCACGGCUGUGGGGGUGGACGCGGUGAAAAUAAAACCGGAGCCUGGACUGCCGGAAAAAUCAUCUAACGAGAUUCUCACAGAGUUGUUUAGUACAUUUGAAGUUCCUGACGACGACGACGACGACGACGACGACAACAACAACAACGACAACAACGACGACGACAACGAGGAUGAGGAUCAGGAUGAUGCCGAGGCGUCGAGCAGCAGCGAUCAAGCCAAGAAGGAGAAGAAAGAGGGCAAGGAUGAGGAGCCUGCGAAAGUAAAAGUCAAGGUUGAGAAGGAGAACGAUGAAAAGUCGGAAAGUAAAAAGAAGAAGAAAAAGAAACACAAGCACAAGAGCGAGAGCAAGGAUGCUGAGAAGAAGCACAAGCAUAAGAAAAAGUCGAGGCACAAUUCGCCCGAAGGUGCUAGUGAUUCUGAAAAUUCAGGUUCCAAAAAGAAAAAAAAGAAAAAGAAAUCCAAACGCAGACACGAUUCUGAAUCUAGACCCACUGACUUGGAUGAACCUAGUGCAAAGGUCAAAAAAUUGGAUGAUGAUGCAAAAGAUAAAUUACAAAGUAAUGCCGAUAAAAAAGAAAAAUCAAAACUUGAAAAUUCGGAAAAAAUAAAAAUCAAAAAAGAAAAAGUGGAUUCUCACGAUAAACCAAAAGAUCCUGACAAAAAAGAAAAUACUCCUGAUCUUCCACCAAUUUCCAAAAUAUUGAAUGAUGAUGUAGAAGCCCCAGAAGUACCAAAGUUACUUGAAAAAUCCAAAAAUCCUCCAGCCUGCAAAAUCUUGAUAAAAGAUCUUAAAAACAGCGAGGUGUAUAAUAACACAGUUAAAGAAGUUGAAAAUAAAAAGAAAGAAAAAGAAGAGCGCAUGGAGGAUGGCGAAAUAUCAGACAGCGAUGAAGACGAAGCGCGAGCGUUAGACUUUUGUAAAAAUUUAUCACGAUCUGAAGCAAUGGGUGAAUUAUCUAGUAUAUCCUCAGGAGAUGAGAGUGAUACAGAAAAAGGUUUUCAUCAUCCUUUUCUCCUUAAGGAACGCCCAAGUUCAAUCAUUAUGAAUAUUAAGGAUUCGAAACAGCUGCCUAAUAAAACUCUUUUAGAAAAGACAACAGAUGCACAUAGUCAAUUACGCAUACAAUAUCCAGUUUCUAGUGGACAACAGCACAGGAAAAACGAAAACGAAUGGGUUCCAGUUCCUCCAAAACCACUAAAGUCUAAGAACUCAAAAGCUGAACCGAAAAAAUUAUUUGUUCCGGCUAAAGAAAUUUUACAAAAUGUUCCUCUUCCUCUGGUGGUUCCAUCUUUACAAGCACAGCAAGCCCUUCAAGCACUACCACCUGUCCCAUCAAUGUUACCUGUGCAGCAAUCAAUGUUACCUGUACAACCAAUGUUACCUGUACAACCGGUGUUACCUGUGCUACCACCUAUUAUGCCACCUGAUGAAGAAGCGGAUGCCUAUCAACCACCUCCACCUGGUGAUACAGAUUACGUAGAACAGCCAAUUACUCCAAUACCUUCAGUUCCACUAGAAAACAAUCAACAGUCUAUCUUUCCUAUUCCUGAACCCAAUCAUAUUGAUAUUAGUGCAAUAGUAUCACAACGAUUAGCUGCCAUGAGAAAACUAUCAGAAAAUCCUCACGACGUUCAAGCCUUGAACGAAAUGUACAAGGCACAAUCAGGGAUGAAGUCAUGGGUUGAAAGUAAACAAGUCCCAGGUCAGUUUCUUGGUUCUACUGGAGCUAAAAUAAUGUCACAAGCCGAAUUAAACUCGGGUCACCAAGCUUGGGCGAAAAAGGAUCAACUACUGACAGCACAGCCAGUUUCAGGGGGCAUGGGGAUGGCAUUGCUGCAGAAAAUGGGUUGGAAACCUGGGGAGGGUUUAGGGAAAAACAAAGAGGGCACUUUGGAGCCCUUGCAGUUGGAGAUUAAACUUGACAAAAAGGGUUUAGUUUCUGACCAGGAUGUUAAUGCUCACAAAUUUGGAAAAGUACCCAAGUCCCAUGUACCUAACAUCAAAUCACUAGAAGGCAAACAUCCAGUCUCUUUAUUGGGAGAAUACUGUUCUAAACGUAAAUUUGGAGCACCAACAUACGAAUUAUGUUUUGAGUGCGGACCAGACCACAAAAAGAAUUUCCUGUUUAAGGUUCGAGUUAACGGAGUUGAAUACAAACCAAGUGUGGCAAGUCCAAACAAAAAGUUAGCCAAAGCAGAUGCUGCGCAAGUAUGUCUGCAAAGCAUUGGCAUAUUGCCACCAUAAACAGUUGAAAAAAAAACUAGAA
Molecule: messenger RNA, 2369 nt
Organism: Copidosoma floridanum
Lineage: Eukaryota; Metazoa; Arthropoda; Insecta; Hymenoptera; Encyrtidae
Product: Son RNA binding protein
Biological process (GO): regulation of mRNA splicing, via spliceosome; regulation of cell cycle
Molecular function (GO): RNA binding
Source: RefSeq, a predicted model, not a curated record